AUGGACUCAUUCAUUUCAAUUCCUCCGAUAAUUAAACAGUCUAGUACACCGACUCCAGAUUCGCGGCGGGGAGAAAAUAGUCCUGCUCCAUCUGGUGGCGUGGGGACUCCGGUACCAGCUUCGUCGGGGUCAGCCGUGGGCGGCGGAGGAGGACCUAGUGUAAUCAAGACAGAAGAUGAAAGCGAGGAGGAAUUACGGCGGAGUGAAGCAGCAGUAGAGACAUUACAGCAGAUGGAUCUAUGGUCUCUUGUACUGGAUCUAAUGACUCGGAUCCAGGAAGGAACAGUGACAGCGAAAACUGUGGACAAUGAGGCAGGAAUUAUUCGGGCGCGGAUUUCGCGGGCACGUAUGUCGUUGAAACAUGUGACAGGGCUGGAUGUGAGCAUGGGAGAGCGUAAGGAGGAGAUUUUGCGGUUGGAAGAGGCGAUUCAGAAGAAACGGGACUUGCUUGUGCGGUUCCAAGCCGUAAUGGGCGGGAACUCCAACGAGACUGAGUGGCCCUCUGCGACAGUCGUGUCAAUAAAAAAGGAGCCUGGGACAGGUGAAGAAAAUACAAGCAGUGGGCCACCUGUUAAGGAAGAGUCAGUUGAUCCGAUAACCGAUAUUUCAAACUUUACUGGAAAUGGUGUCAAUGGGGACGAAGCAGUCCCAGUGACAACAAUGUCGGCUGGACUGGAUGUGCCUGCACCGAACGACUUGGACGUGUUCAUGAGCGGGAUAGAUGGAGUUCAAAGUGGUGGGGAUAAUCUUCCAGUUAGAACCAAUGGUUCUGAUGAAAUGAAGCCACCAGAUGCAAGUUCCGGGUUACUUUACGAUAUGCCAUUGGACACGUUUGAGGGUUUUGACUUUUAG
Magnusiomyces paraingens is the source of this 852-nucleotide messenger RNA. RefSeq lists its product as uncharacterized. The record is from RefSeq and is a predicted model, not a curated record. Gene Ontology annotation, molecular function: transcription coregulator activity. Gene Ontology annotation, cellular component: mediator complex. The coding region runs from base 1 to 852 and encodes 283 amino acids. Lineage: Eukaryota; Fungi; Ascomycota; Dipodascomycetes; Dipodascales; Dipodascaceae. Gene Ontology annotation, biological process: regulation of transcription by RNA polymerase II. The transcript has a single exon.